AUGAAGAAGAUAUCUUCAACUUCAUCUUCAGGAGUGCAGCUACGAUCUAGAGCAACCCGAAUUGUACACAAGCUGCGAGAUCUACGAUCUUCACCCUUAGUUUACUGGGAGAGUUCAGCAGAGUCUUUUGCUCGGGUGGACGGAUUCGUGACCAGCUCUACCGACGACAACGACGAUUUCAUUUUGAAAUGCGCGUAUCAAAUGAAGAUUUUGUGUGAGUAG
Messenger RNA from Cooperia oncophora, 222 nucleotides. Lineage: Eukaryota; Metazoa; Nematoda; Chromadorea; Rhabditida; Trichostrongylidae. The record is from the annotation of a GenBank genome assembly.